Molecule: messenger RNA, 3013 nt
Organism: Mugil cephalus (flathead mullet)
Lineage: Eukaryota; Metazoa; Chordata; Actinopteri; Mugiliformes; Mugilidae
Gene: micall2a
Product: mical-like 2a
Exons: 18
Coding region: 280-2691 (803 amino acids)
Molecular function (GO): protein binding
Source: RefSeq, a predicted model, not a curated record
GAAUCAGCGGUCGCUGUUAAUUAGUCUAAUGAGCGGAGCAACACACACCACCACCACUAGCAGCAGAAGCACCUCGUCCCGGAGCCUCAGUCCGCUACAAAGAAGGAAACAGGACGCAGCUGCAGCGGCUCAGCUCAUGGUGAAACCCCCGACGCGGUGACAUUUUGUUUGUAUCUUCCUUUCCUCCCCCCCUCCACCUCCCGUGACGCGACUCCUCCAGACGCAGCGCACCGCUCUGCCUGUUGCGCACUGCGCACCGAGCCGCUCCGCGCCGGGACCAUGGCUGCCAUCAAGGCUUUGGAGCAGUGGUGUAAAAUACAGUGCGAUGGCUACCGAGACGUGGCCGUCACCAACAUGACCACCUCCUUUAGGAACGGACUGGCUUUCUGCGCGCUCAUUCACAAGUACAGACCGGAUUUGAUAGACUAUGACUCACUCAGAAAGGAGGAUGUGUUUGAGAACAACAGACUGGCUUUUCAGGUUGCGGAGGAGAAGUUGGGUAUCCCAGCUUUGUUAGAUGCAGAGGACAUGGUGGCGUUAAGGGUCCCAGACAGGCUGAGCAUUCUUACCUACGUCUCGCAGUACUACAACUACUUCAAAGGCCGACCUCCCAUGGGAGGUGUAAAAAGGCCAGCAGAGGGCUCCAAGGAGGAGCCGUCCGAGAAGAAAAAUCUCCCAGUGGUUGCCAAAACCUUCGUGCCUAAACCCACCGUUGAGAAUUGUUUACCUUCUACUACUCGCGCAGCUCAGAGCUUGCGCAAGCCGGCCGGAGCGGGAGCCCAGAAGACAGUUUUGGCAGAAAAUGCCAACAAAAACGGGACCCUCAAUAGCAAAUGUGUUGCCUGCAAGAGCCACGUUCACCUGGUUCAGAGACACUUUGUGGAAGGCAGGCUCUACCACAGAAGCUGUUUCAAAUGCAGCGAGUGCUCCAGCGUGCUCCACGCAGGAGGCUACAAACCCGGGAAGAAUCCGGACACUUUUAUCUGCAACGCCCACCAGAACGCUGUCAAAGCUACCUCCUCUGAGGCCGGGACCAGAAACCCACCUGCCACAUCAGCCGUACGACAGAACAGUGCCAGCAAGACACAGCCCGUGCCUAACUCCUCUUCUUCGGUGCUGUCGGCCCCGGUGAAUAUAGCUCGGAAACCAGUCACUCCUGCUCCGCCCUCCAAGUCCUGGACGACCUCUGCCCAGAAGACACAGGAGGCAAGGCAGAAGUUUUUCCAGGCUCCUCCGCAAGUUCCAGAAGUGGGCAACAGGAAAACAACAGAGAGUGUUUUAGGAAGGGCAAAGGUCACGCUGCCUCCUGAUGAUAGGAGCGGAGGCAAGAUAACUGCUGGAAAGAAACUAGCAGAGGAAAACUGCAACAAUAACAACAAACGGCAGUUCACCAUCCGAUCAGCAGAGAGCCGGUUUGGUGACGAGCCAAGUUCAGCUGACAGUCGUUGUUUGAGAAAGGAUAAACGGAGCCAAGGCCCAGCAGGAAACUUGGCAGGACAGCCCUCCACCAGCCCGACAAACAAUAAGGAACCGCCAUGUCUAAAGGCCAUCAACGAAGACAGCGCAAGGCCAACAACUGUACACACAACUGCCAAAGAUCCUGUCUUCCCCGAGUGGCAAACCAAGCUCAAACCAGUGAGAACUGAGCUAGGGCUGAAAAAUGCUGAGCCCGAAGCCUUCACUGAGGAGCCUGGGUUCAUGUCCAUCUCCAUCAGUGCAGCAAGACCUCCUCCCUCAACUCCAACAGCACCUUUGGUUAGCGGUGCUCUGUUGGAUCCUGAGCACUUUAACGAAGUCAGUCCCCAGAAACCUCUACCUGGAUCCGAAGGCCUAGCUCUGCAGCAUGUGAAGCCUCCUGUUCGUCGCUCGCCUGUGAAAUCCCCACCCAGACCACCGCCAGCUGUGGAAUCUAUUAGCUCUGCAGUGACGACUCCAGCCAAUCAGGGAAAUCCGUCAGCUGCUAAAAAGGGAAAGUAUUUGUCACCCACCGCCGCCUCCAGGACUGAAAUGAGGUCACCCGCUGUGCCGUCUUAUCAUAUUCCAGUGGAGCAGAUUGAGAGGGAGCUGGAUGACAUUGAGGCAAACUUGUCUCACUUGGAGAAGGAGGGUGUAGAGCUGGAAAAGAAGCUCCGCAGCUGUGAGGAAGAGGGCGAGGGCGACAUACUGAUGGACCCACUGAUGGUCGACUGGUUUAACCUUAUUCGAAAAAAGCAGAUGUACAUCAGGAAGGAAUCGGAGCUUGUGUACAUAGCCAGGACUCAGGAGCUGGAGCAGCAGCAACCAGGUGUGGAGUGGGAGCUUCGCACGCUGAUGGAGAAACCAGAUCACCUAAAGUCCAGAGAGGAACAGCAGCGGGAGAGGAAACUGAUGAAGAGGCUGAUGGAGAUUGUGGACGGUAGAAAUGCGAUCGUGGAGGGUCUGGACGAGGACAGGCUGAGGGAAGUGGAAGAAGAUCAGCAGUUGAAUAAAAUGAUGCAAAAUCUCGGUGUGAAGAAACCCAAAAGUAAGAGGAAAACCUCCAUCUCAAAACUGUUCAGGCGAAGAAGUAAAAGGUGGCAGCCUGGGUAUGCUGUAUCACAAGGCGAGAACUUGGAAAUCCAAUUUGCCACAGUACAGACAGUUAAUUUCUUUGCUAAUUUUAUAAAUGCUGCAAAAAUGUUCAGCUGUGCUGAUGCAAUAAUGUUAACGUGAAAGAGGAUUAGGUAGAGCAGUAGCUUAUGGCCGGGAAAGGCUUAUAAACUAUAGGUUGUAUUGAGCUCUUUAUCUUCAAACCUGGUUUAAUUAAACGUUACUCUUUGCUAAUAUCUGCAUCAGGAUGGCUCCGUACCUGAGCUAUUAAAAUGUUCAAACGACGCAUGGAGUCGCUCGCCUGUGAAAAUGGCAUUUGCGGUGUUUGUAAGGAAUGUACUGUAGUGCUGCGUCUUAGAGGUGUUAUUGAAUGGUGUGCACUUGUUCUCCAUUUAUAGUAUUUUAAAACUUGAAAUCUGUUGUUGAAUAAAUCCUUUGAAGAUUA